This is a messenger RNA of Styela clava, 2490 nucleotides long. Its product is annotated as insulin-like growth factor-binding protein 5. Gene Ontology annotation, molecular function: insulin-like growth factor binding. Gene Ontology annotation, cellular component: extracellular region. The record is from RefSeq and is a predicted model, not a curated record. NCBI's taxonomy places the organism in Eukaryota, Metazoa, Chordata, Ascidiacea, Stolidobranchia, Styelidae.
UUCCGACUGUCAAGUUGUACGAUAAAACGAAACUUUGGUGAUCAACGCUACCAUAUGACAAUCUAAGCAAUACACUGAAAUACCUGGGAAUAAACUUAAUUAUAUGAUAUUUUGGCGACAAUUUCUCAAAAGGUUUAAUUCAAUGGCUCCUGUGCUAUUGCCGGUCAAUGUCGAAAUUCUGAUUCGUUCGGAAAUAAUUCAUAAUGAGUGUAGUUGUGACACCAGACAACGCCUCCAACUGAUAGUUUGGACAAUCGUGAACCCGAAGCAUUUAUCACCUUACGGAUUUUGAAGUUACUCUCGGUCGAAAUUUAUCGAAAUAGAUUCGCGAACGACUUUUAUAAACUGUCAGAAGCAAGUUUCAGUCUUUAGGCGAAGCAGCACAACAAAUGGAGUCAGAGAGAAUAAGGAUAUAACUAAUACUACGAUUCUAAUAUUAGUCAGUAUUGUAAAUUUUGCUUUAUAUAUUUACAGCUCUAUAAUUAAUUAAACAAAACUAUAUUAUAUUUAUCAAACUGAAACUUUAAACUUGUUCACUGAAGCAUAAUCAUCACACGCAAUGGCAAGCAUUACUAUGACAUCAAAAGCAAAUUUCUUACUUAUUUCGAGCGCUGCACUCAUAUUUCUAUUUUUGGAUGCCGGUGCAUUGACGGCAGCAUCGCCAGUUCACAGACCUUCAAAAUGUACUAAAUGUACCGAUGCCGAUCGAGCACAAUGUCCCACUGUCGUUCCGGGGCCAAACUGCGAAGUAAUUGAAGAGCCCAAUUGCGGGUGUUGCAAAAUGUGCGCAAAGAAAUUGGGUGAAAAAUGUGGAGUCGCCACUGGACUUUGCGAAACAGGACUUGAAUGUAUUCCGCCUCCGAUGACAUCGGAAGAAUACAGGGACUAUGGCCCCGCAGAUUAUUUUAUGGAAGCUGUCAUGGGAGAUUUCAUCUGUGUCACUCGCCAACAGUUUAUCGAUAUUUUAACCGGAGUUGCAUAUGAAGACGGUGACGAAAACGAGGAAGGCGUAUACAUUCCGGAAUUAUACGAUCCCUUAACAGGCAUGGGUCUUGAAGACAACACCGUUCACACAGUCGAAGUUCCAGACAAUGAACAGCCAGAAAAGCCAACUGAAGAUAUGAGCCAUCUUAAUCCGUUCAUUCCAAAAAUAGAACCAGUGACACAGUCAACCAGACCAGUCGAACCCCCAACAGCUCCAUUCCAAAAUGCACCGGAACCAUGCAUUUAUCACGCAGAAAAAGUUUGGGGAAAACUCCACUUUGAUCCCCAUGAGUGGAUUCCAAGUUGCGAAAAAGACGGACAUUAUUUCCCAGAACAGUGCGAAUUAUCAUAUGGACUUGAACGCGGUCGUUGUUGGUGCGUCGACCGUGAUGGAAAUCCCGUCUCAAAAUUCACACCAGGCGACGAAGCUAGACCCGAACUAUGCCUUCCCAAGUUCAAGAAAAUAUAAGCAGCGUCAUCACAAAGAUGGUCAUGCGUGACCAGUAGAUGUUGUUACGUAAAUGACGCAACGUCAUUUCGGUGUUGUCUGCUACUAUCGUUGUUGAGGAAGCGUUGUCGGAAAAGGUGGACUCGGGACAUGGUGGCGCCACCAGGCAGUCAAUUGAUUGAUAUGAUAAAAUCAAAACACAGAAAAUUGAUGGCUUUUUACUAGAUUGUGACCCAAUAUAUCAUUUUGACCGCCUUACGAUUGGUUCUAAUUUAGGAAACAGUGUUUAUUUUUAUGCACAUGCUAAUAAUAUCACAGAGCCCGAGAAUUGGCCUCUUUCGGCUUUUCAUAACUCCCAAUUAAAUGUCAACAACUCCUUCCUGUGCGUAUUGCGGGAAAGUAUACAAACAUGUAAUCAGAGAAUUGCGUCGGAAGUCUGGCUUAUCAUUCCUUACAGUUCAACGAAAAUGUCACCUCCUUUUUUUUACUGGAACAAACCUGCUCCUGCAUAGUAUGAGUCACAUCACAAUAACAUAUCUUGCACGCAUUAUUUAAGUUUUUUCACUAGAUCACAAUAUUUUAUAGUCCGCAUAAUCGAAACACAUAACUUAUGUAACGCCAAAGAUAAACAAACGUUAGCUCAAUCAAUUAAUUAACCGAAUUGUUUUAAAUUAUGAAAAUAUAUUCCGAACAUUUGCUACAAUAUCUGAGACAAAAUGCGCUAUUUUUCAAAAAUACUCUAUUUUAUUUAUUUUUUAAACUUUCGUACUUUUCAUUCUUUCUCAUAUUUAUUGUGACGCACCACUGUUUCGUCACAAUUGUGAUCAUUGUUUCGUCACUUAUUUAUUUAUUUAUACACAUUAUGUUGCCUAUUGUGCUGCUGCAGCUUUAUUGUAAUAACUAAAGUCAGAAGCUUUAGUUUAAUAUAUUUUGUAGUUCUGUAAAGUUCUUCACGAGUUGUUAGUAUUUAUUAUUAUAUUAAAUUGUGACGUGCUACGUUCAAAUUGUUAUUAUUAUUGUUAUUUAUUACAGAAUAAUAAAAGCUUCGUUUAAUCAAA